This is a messenger RNA of Impatiens glandulifera, 2309 nucleotides long. Its product is annotated as transcription factor GTE7-like. Gene Ontology annotation, molecular function: protein binding. The coding region runs from base 269 to 2041 and encodes 590 amino acids. The transcript is spliced from 3 exons. The record is from RefSeq and is a predicted model, not a curated record. Lineage: Eukaryota; Viridiplantae; Streptophyta; Magnoliopsida; Ericales; Balsaminaceae.
UCUUCGUUCAAUACAUCUCACUAACCCUAAUUUCUCACUUGUUUAUCUGAUCGGAGGGAGGAGGAGGCCGAUCAUUGGUUUUUCCGGCGAUAGAUGGGCGGCGAUUUAUGUUCUAUCAGGACCUACAUUCGAUCAUACCGUCGUAGAUUAUUCGAAAUCCGAUGCAGACGGCGUGAUUCCGAUUCCGGCUACUGAUGCUGAUAUGACUUCUUCUUCUUCAUUGAUUAUCCUCGAUGAACAUAGCUAGGGAAAAUCUGGCGACGUAUUUAUGGGGAAAGUCCCGUACUCGAACAAUUUAAACUCAAACCCUAAAUCUCACUCUAUUCCGAAGAAGAAACAAUACUUCGGUGUGGAGAAUCAUCACCAUGGCGAAGAUUCUUCUCCAGUUGUGGUGACGCAGACAUCUGAUGAUGCACAGUCGUUCAGUCAAAGGCCGUCGGAUUUCAAUUGCGGUGGUUAUAUUAGCUAUAACAUCAGUUCGUGUACAAGGAUCGAGCUGGUUGAGCUGAGACGACAGUUUAUUGCGGAACUUGAGCAGAUUCGAAGUUUGAAAGGUCGAGUUGAUGCUGGAGAUUUUCAUCUGCGGAAUCAUGGUAAUAAUCAUCAACUUGUUGCUAAGGAGAAGAAAGGUUCUGGUAAAAAGAGGCCGAUUCCUUACGUAUCGGAGAAGAAUCCAGCGAGAACCUCUGAAGUUGUUCCGGUUAGUCGAUUAGAUGCAAGGGAAAUGGAGGAUCUAAUGAAGAUUUGCAGACAGUAUUUAACGAAAUUGAUGAAGCAUAAGUGUAGCUGGGUUUUUAAGCAACCUGUUGAUGCAGCUGCUUUGGGGCUUCAUGAUUAUCAUCAAAUAGUCAAGCAUCCCAUGGAUCUCGGCACGGUAAAAUCGAAGUUUGCUAGGAAUGCGUACAAGACGCCUCUGGAAUUCGCUGCAGAUGUGCGUUUGACUUUUAACAACGCUGUUUUGUAUAAUCCGAGAACAGAUGAUGUGCAUCGAUGGGCUGUUGAAUUGCUUGAUCGUUUUGAAGAAUUGUUUAGACCCGUUGAGCAGAGGUUGGCACCAUACCGCAUAGAGCAGCCACAGUCCCAGCUCCAGCCUCAGGCAUUGACUGCCAAUAACGACAUGCAGCUAGGUUCAUGGAAUCAUAUUCCAACCCCGGAAAUCGAUAGGACCAAGAAGCCCAAAUCCAACGUAAUCCCGCCCCCAAAGAAGAUCGAACAUCCGGAAUUGCCCAUGAUUGCUGUGCCAAAACCAUCUCCACCGAGAAGACCGAUUCCAGCAGAAAUGCCAAUGACAGCAGGUGGUGUUAUGCCAACGACAGCAGGUAGUGUUAUGCCAACGACAGCAGGUGGUGUUAUGCCAGCAAUGAUGAGAUCAAAUGUGGUGAAGCACCCAAAGCCAAAGGCCAGAGAUCCUAAGAAAAGAGAAAUGAGUAUGGAAGAGAAACAAAGACUGGGUAAUGGCUUACAGACUUUGCCACAGGAAAAGAUGCCACAACUUAUCCAGAUCAUAAAGAAGAGAAAUCAAAAUCUAGCUCAAGAUGGAGAUGAGAUUGAGCUAGAUUUUGGUGCCCUUGAUACUGAAACUCUAUGGGAGCUUGAUCGUUUUGUAACGAACUGGAAGAAGAUGGAGAGCAAGACAAAGAGACAAGUACUCAUUGGUGGAAACAACACUCCAAACCCAGCCGGGGUUCCCAUGGGACCAACGACCACAAACUCAGCAUCAGCUUCAGCUGAGGAUAACGAGGUAUCAGUGAGUGAGAAGAUGAUGGAAACAGUGAAGAAGAAACCCAAGAAGGAUAUGGGGGAUGAAGAAGAUGUUGAUAUUGGUGAUGAUGUGCCUAUGAGUACUUUCCCUCCUGUGGAGAUCGAAAAGGACCAGCAAUGUGGUGGUGGUGGUGUUGCUGCUGACCAUGGACAUGCUGCUGCUACCAGCAGUUCCAGCAGUGGUUCAUCCUCAUCUAGUGGUGACUCGGAUACGGGAAGCUCAUCAGGGGGGAGUGAUUCAGAUGCAGACGAUGCACAAUCGAGGGGGAUAGGUAACUAAAAGUAGUAAAAUGUGUUGUUGGUAUGAUGAGUAAUUGGUUAUUUUUUAGUUUGAUAGUUGGUUGUAUGGUUGGGGGGAAAGAAGUAAGUGGAAUUUGUUUGUUGUCUAUUUGGUGAGGUAGGUUUUUUAUUGAAGCAUUUUGGGUUGUAUCUGUUAUUGUUCUUGGGUUGAAAAGAAAGGAUUAGAUAAUUCUAUCUAUGUAGAAGGAACAAACAAACAGUAGUUAGUGAGAAUUAGAGUUUGGUUUAAUGAAAUUCAUCAAUCUUCA